Molecule: messenger RNA, 1155 nt
Organism: Acytostelium subglobosum LB1
Lineage: Eukaryota; Evosea; Eumycetozoa; Acytosteliales; Acytosteliaceae
Exons: 3
Coding region: 1-1155 (384 amino acids)
Biological process (GO): transsulfuration
Cellular component (GO): cytoplasm
Molecular function (GO): pyridoxal phosphate binding; cystathionine gamma-lyase activity
Source: RefSeq, a predicted model, not a curated record
AUGUCAAACUAUAAGUUCGGAACCAAUGUUAUCCAUGCCGGUCAACCAGCUGAUCCAGUCUCUGGUGCAGUGAUCACUCCAAUCUCACUCUCCACCACAUUCUUGCAGCCAUCACCAAAUGUCUUGCCUGCUGGAUUCGAUUACUCUAGAUCAGGUAACCCAACUAGAAAGGCAUUGGAGGAGUGCAUUGCUGCGAUUGAGAAUGCCAAGUAUGGACUUACUUUUGCAAGUGGAUUGGCCACUUUGACUACGAUCAUCAACUCGCUGCAGGCUGGUGAUGAGGUGAUCUCUGUUGAUGAUGUCUACGGAGGCACUCGCAGAUAUAUGUCUCGCAUUGCCGCCAACUUCAACUUGAAGUUCUCCUUUGUCGACAUGGCCACCACUGAUCAGCUGGCCGCCGCCUUCACCGACAAGACCAAGUUGGUGUGGCUCGAGACCCCCACCAACCCACUGCUCAAGGUGGCCGACAUUAGAUUGAUCGCCGACUACGUUCACAGCCGCAACGCCAUCCUCGUCGUCGACAACACCUUCAUGUCGCCAUACUUCCAGAACCCAUUGGACCACGGUGCCGACAUCGUCAUGCACUCAAUCACCAAGUACAUCAACGGUCACUCUGACGUCGUCAUGGGAUGUCUCGCCACCAACGACGAGCAGCUGUUCACCAAGUUGAAGUUCCUCCAGAACUCCAUCGGUGCCGUGCCAUCGCCAUUCGAUUGUUUCAUGGCCCUGCGUGGCAUUAAGACUCUGCAUCUCCGUAUGAGAGAGCACGAGAAGAACGCCUUUGCCGUCGUCAAGUUCCUCGAGUCACACGCCAAGGUCGAGCGCGUCGUCUACCCCGGUCUUCCAUCGCAUCCCCAGCACGAGAUCUGCAAGCGUCAAAUGAAGGGCUUUGGAGGCAUGGUCGUCUUCUUCAUCAAGGGUGACAUUGCCACCUCUCGCAAGUUCCUCGAGAACAUCAAGUUGUUCGCUCUUGCCGAGAGUUUGGGAGGUGUUGAGAGUUUGAUUGAGUUGCCAUCUGUUAUGACUCAUGCCUCUGUCCCAUUGGAGGAGAGAAUCAAGCUUGGAAUCACCGACACUUUGAUCCGUCUGUCUGUUGGUAUUGAGGACAUUGAUGACCUCCUUGCCGAUCUCCGUCAGGCUUUGGACAAGAUCUAA